Messenger RNA from Bemisia tabaci, 10076 nucleotides. Its product is annotated as zinc finger SWIM domain-containing protein 5. Gene Ontology annotation, cellular component: Cul2-RING ubiquitin ligase complex. Gene Ontology annotation, molecular function: zinc ion binding. The record is from RefSeq and is a predicted model, not a curated record. NCBI's taxonomy places the organism in Eukaryota, Metazoa, Arthropoda, Insecta, Hemiptera, Aleyrodidae.
UCCUCGCCUGCUCCACCGGGCCAGUCGCGAGAGAAAUGUCGAGCGCGAAGCGUCUGUGCUGUUCGCGCGUCGGCGGUCCCAGCACCAGCAGUUCUUCAUCUUUGCUCGAAAGUAGUUCUAAUUAUUUGUUUUUGUUCGGUAGUGUGCCUCCCCAAAAUGAUUCGACCCACCGUCGCGGAAAGUGCCCGGAUACGCUCCUCGAUAUCACAGCCAAAGUGGUCGCAGAGAAUAUUCCUUUCCAAAGAAUCGAGGAGCGAUACGAUAGGAUCCCCGAGCCUGUGCAAAGACGGAUCAUUUAUUGGUCUUUCCCCCGUGAUGAAAGGGAUAUUUGUAUGUAUUCCUCCUUAUCCCGUGUCCCCUCAGUGACUUCCAGUGGUGAACAUCUAUCAUUUUACAAAGGAUUAAAGCUCCUCGAGUCAGGAUGUGUCGACAGUGUGCUGCAAGUUGGUUUCCAUCUGAGCGGCGUGGUCUCCACUCCGAGGGCGAGCAGUCCUUCAACCCCGUCGUAUAACGCGGAGCCAGACAAGAAGUACAAAGUAUCUGUUAGUUUUGACAGGUGUAAAAUUACUUCUGUCACCUGUAGUUGUGAUACAAAAGAUAUUUUUUGGUGUCAACAUGUGGUUGCCUUGUCCUUGUAUAGAAUCAGAAAUGCCGAAAGUGUUAGACUACGUGUUCCUAUAUCAGAAACGUUGCUGCAGAUGGACAGGCAGCAGCUACAGAAAUUCGUUCAGUAUCUCAUAUCAGAGCAUCAUACAGAAGUGCUUCCCACGGCUCAGAAACUAGCCGAUGAAAUCCUUCAACAGCGUUCUGAAAUCAACCAAAUAGCAGGCGCUCCAGAUCCUACAGCCGGUGCUAGUGCUGAUGACGAGCACUCAUGGCAUUUAGACGAAGAACAAGUUUGCGAACAAGUGAAGUCAUAUCUUGCUCAAGGCAGUUACUACAAUGCCAACAAACAGCUCAAUUCUUUAUUUGCAAAGGUGCGAGAAAUGUUGAGAGCUAGAGAUUCCAAUGGAGCUCGAAUGCUAACUCUAAUCACGGAACAGUUCCUAUCAGACCCUCGGCUUGUUUUAUGGAAAUCCCAGGGUACUCCCAUGAAUGACAAAUGCCGUCAGCUAUGGGAUCAACUUGGAGCUUUGUGGGUGUGCGUUGUUUUGAAUCCACACUGCAGUACAGCAGAAAAGCAACAUUGGAAGGUUAUGUUGGAAAAGUGGACAAAAAUCGACAUUUGCCCCCAAGAGGACCCAGACUUCAGGCCUCCUCCCUCGUACCAUGGAGGAGGAGGAGGUUACCAUUCCUCUGAUAGUUCAUCUGAUGAAGAAGGAGGAAAUAACCCCCGAGAGAAUGUUCGUGAUAACCACCGUAAUGACCGCAGAAGACCAUGGUCUCGGUCCCAUGGGUCAAGUCAUAGUAGAGCACCUGCAAUCCCUCGUACUAUUUUUCACAGAGCGCUGGACGCUGUUGAUAUGUCCUGGGAUAACAUGCAUUUGAAGCUUAUUCUCUCAAGUGAUUCCUAUUGUAGCCAUGUUCCUGACAGUUCCCUAAUUUCUGGCAGUUUUAAUUCUCAAGGUCAACCAUUGUGGCAUGAACCUCUACCUACCUGCGCAGCUCGAGUGGAUGCGCUUCGAUCUCAUGGGCACUAUGCCGCAGCGUUACGAUUAGCAGUCUCUGUUGUGCGAACCAUGAAGCAGCAGCAGCUGGACGCCCAACGCCAGUGGCAUGAAAGUCAAACCCAAAAAUCUAGUAGUAGCAGUCAGCAAUCUUACCUCUCUCGCUGUAACGAUAGUCAUCAUUCUAAUUCUUGCUCACGGUGUUACAGUUACGACCACCGAUCCAACCUAAUGUGUUCGCCAAGAUGCGUCUCAAGCUAUGACCCUCACCAAGCUUGCUCUUCUAGGUGUUAUGAUAACCACCAUCGGGGCUGUUCCUCUCGUUGUUAUAACGACAAUCAUUCCCGUAACCAGGCCUGCACGUCUCGCUGCGGAAUGGAUUACUCCCGAUACCUCUCCUGCACUCCUCGCUGCGCCAACUGCGACUUGCAUGCAAGGCCCAACUACGUUUGCGUCAGUAAUUACAGCUGUCGCUCUAGGUGUGGUUACUACGAUAAUCACCGCAAUUCUUUAUGCGGGUCUCGGUGCAGCGAUAGACCUGACCGCUCAGAGAGACCGAGCAGUAGCCGUUCCUCCCACGAUACUCGCGCUGCCUCUUAUUCCUCCUCCUCAUCUUCGUCUAAUCCCAAUUCUAGUUCUAGUUCUAGUAGCUCUUACACAGGUCCCCAGUCAAGUAGGAAUCCGGCUGACGGGUGGGUAGGACACCCGUUGGACCCUGUGGGUUGCCUCUUUGACACUUUGGCCGAAGCCUCUUUAGUUCCUGAUGAUAGUGCUCCUCGUUCACCUUCUUAUUUCGACCCUGUUGGAGUUGAAGAGAACAUGAACGCGAUCAGCACUCCUCCUCGUUACCACCAUGUUCCGGUCGUCGGUUCUAGGGAUCGUUCAGAAACAUAUCUAACACUAGCAGUUGAGGUGGCGCUCAUUGGCUUGGGUCAGCAACGUAUCAUGCCCCCUGGACUUUAUGCUCAAGAGAAAGCCUGUAAGCAAGAAGAUCGUCUAAUCGCAAAACUGCAAGAAAUGGAACUUGACAAUAGUUUAAUAGCUGUCUUACGGCGGCAAGCAAUCGUACUACUGGAAGGGGGGCCGACUAGUGGACUUGGUAUCGGAAUUCACUCCGAGAGCAUUCCAAUGCACACCUUUGCAAGAUUUCUUUUUCUCGCACUCUUGAACUAUUACCCAGAUCUAGCAUAUGAAGUUGGAUUGAGAGCUAUGAGACUGCCCAUCCUAGAAGAGCAUGGUGACUCCGAUGAUCCGGUGAGCGGCAAUGUCUCUUCCUUGGUCAUGAGCCGUUACCCAAGAUGGUUUACCCUAGGACACAUCGAAACACAGCAGUGCGCUCUUGCAUCGACCAUGCUUAGUGCUGCCAAAGGUGAAGUCAUGAGACUACGCACAGUUUUAGAAUCUGCUCAAAGACACAUACAUAGCUCUUCUCACUUAUUCAAGUUAGCUCAGGAUGCAUUUCGCUUCGCAACGCCCGAAACAGGGCCGAGGCAUCCCACCCUACUCUCAGUAGCUUUUGAACUAGGAUUACAGGUUAUGCGGAUGACACUGUCAUCAUUAAAUUGGCGGAGACGAGAAAUGGUUCGAUGGCUCGUCACUUGUGCCACAGAAGUGGGUGUGGACGCCCUUAUUUCCAUCAUGCAAAACUGGUAUCAACUUUUCACACCCACCGAAGCCACAGGACCAGUUGCAACAACAAUUAUGUCUAAUAGUACGAUGAUGCGUUUGAAUCUCUCAUACACUCAGCAGGAGGAACUGUCUGGGUGUGCUCGUCAGCUAGCCUUACAAUGUGCCACUAAGGACCCACCGAAUUGUGCAUUAAAUGCGCUUACCCUUUGUGAAAGCGAAGCGCUGUCUUUCGAAACUGCCUAUCAAAUUGUAACAGAUGCUGCAUCACAUAUCAUGACAUCAUCUCAGUUGUUCACCAUCGCUAGAUAUAUGGAACACCGUAACUACCCUACCCGUGCUUAUAAGCUGGCCAUGCUUGCCAUGAAAAAUGUUCAUCUAGCAUAUAAUCAGGAUACUCAUCCAGCUAUCAAUGACAUCCAUUGGGCCUGCGCGCUGAGUCACUCACUCGGAAAGUCUGAGCUGAGCAAUAUGAUACCGUUGCUCGUGAAAAAUGUGCAAUGCGCCACCGUACUAAGUGACAUCUUACGCCGGUGCUCGGUAACGGCCCCUGGGCUGUGCUCAAUCCCACCCUCUGAAUCAAAGCACCACCACCAUCAUCACCAUCAUCACCACCACCACCACCACCAUCGAUCUUCAAGCUCCAUCAGUCGCAGUGCCAUAAAACCGCUCUCCUAUGACCGCCCUCCCUUGCGACAGCUCCUUGAGGCAGCGGUUGCCGCCUACAUCCACACGACGCAUUCCCGACUCACCCACAUUUCUCCGCGUCACUAUGGAGAUUUCAUCGAGUUCCUCGGCAAGGCCCGGGACACAUUCAUCUUGGCGCACGAUGGUCAUGCGCAGUUCACAACACUGGUAGAGAAUAUGAAAUUAGCUUAUAAAGGCAAGAAAAAGUUGAUGUUGUUAGUCAAGGAGCGUUUUGGCUGACUAUUGCAGUCUGGGGCCCUUCACUAUAGGUAGAGGCCUGGAAAUUUUGCGUUUAUGGCUUCCUGAUCUUGUUGAAGAAUUUGUCAAAAUAUAACAAAUCUUUUCCCAGGGUCAGUAUUUCGAUUAAUAUUUUCGAGAUUGGCUCAUUAUUAUUUUAAAGCCAUUUAUUUAAAUACUUGGAGAAAAGCGCGCUUGGAUUCAUUCCAAACAAUUUCUUUUUAACGAAGCAAUUUUUAAGGGUGUUUUAGUUCUAUCAGUCUCUUUCCAUCUUUUAGUCUUAUGAAAUAAAAUUGAAGCAGAAAGAUAAAAGAAAAAAAAAAUUGAAACUUUUCAAUCUAAAAAGAUUAAAAGAGAUGCUUUUGUGUGUUAUCAGUCUUAAUAAGCGCUCCAUUUUUGAGUCUUUCUUUUGGGUCAAACACUAAUUUUUAAUCUUGAAAUUGUUGGGCGAUGCUGUUAAUGGAAGCAGGUUUCUACAAUAAGUUUCAAAGGAGAUGCCAGGAGAAAAUUUUCAAGCCUUUUACCAUUAGUGAUCGGGUCGUAAGGCAGGCAAACCAUAUUAAUCAACCUUUAAAUAUUUUUUGACUGUGAUUACCUAUUUAUGCCUGUAUGCAUGCAUAUAUUUGUUCAUUAACCCAUGCAUAUGCAUAAAUGUCUAUUUUAUUUUUAUACUUUUCUUUUUCUUUGUGCUUAGUUAUUUUAUUAUUUAGUUAAUUGCGAAGUUAAUUUUGAUUUAUUUGUAUUUCAGUUUUUUUCCUUCCCAUUUUUAUUAGGUUUCAAUCAAUAUUUUUUUUUGCGGGAAAGAUUUUUCAAAAUUCAUGAUUGUUUUUAUGUUUUUUAUUGGAGGUACAACAAAGUCCUCAGCAGUGAAACUGUACCACAGAUGUUUUUUUUAUCAUCAUACAUUGAAGCACUAUUGAAUGUAAGAUGCAUUUUUUUUUCUUCCUCUAUGAUUUGAACUUACUAAAUGAAAACUUUUUUGUUUUUUGUUUUCCCCCUCUUUUUUAUGUUUAUUAUUUGGAUUUUAUGUGUCUUUUUAGACUACAUUGCAUUGUAUUUUAAUUCACAUCAUUAUUUAUUUUUUGAAUACAUACAGGCUACUGCUGCUCCCUUCUUGCCUUCACAUUUUUAAUUUUUGCAGAAGGAACUUUUUCAUUUCAUUCAUUGAUCCUGAAUACCAAAGUCCAAGAGCUUUUGUCUUUUAAUAUCAUAACUGGAGUAAUCCAAAAUCAGAUUUUUCAGUCAGGAAUUUUUUUUUCUCUUCUUUUUCUCAGAUUCAGUUCCGUCAAAAUAUUCAUUGAAAUCUUGCAGGUUUCAGUUGAACAUAACUACCUGUCAAUACCCACCUGAGUUUUUAGGUAUAUAUUACCAUGAUACUUACCUCAAAAUUUAGCUAUUUCCAAAGUUUUUUUAUUCAGGCUUGUUUAAUAAUUCUUAUCAUUAGAACGUGUAAGCUGCUUGGUUUUGUACCAGUUGUACCGAUAUUUUUUUACCUUCGAGUUUGUCUGGAACAGUGUGAGGUUUGAAGUACAUAUUCGUUUUGGAUGAAAAGUCGUUUCUGUUGUUUUUGUGUCCUCAGAGCAGUAUGUAGGAAGAGCAUAAUCUUGCUAUUAACGAUUGAUCAAGAGGUUUGAUAUUCGUGCAAUCUGUUGUUUUGCUUUUUUAUUCAUUUGUUUCACUCUUGUAUUUAAUCGAACAAUUUCAAAACUGAACUGAUACUUUUCGAUUGCAUUUUGUGUUUUUACUGGAAGAAUCUAACUAAUCCAGCCACAUGAAUGUAUAUUUUCAAUCUCUGAACGGAACUGAAUGAAUGAAACAGAGGCUGAGGUCAGACUGGAUCUUAGUCUUUUGCUCCAAUCUUUUGUUUUGUUGACUUUCCUAGAAAAUGUUUUCUUUAACUCAACCUUGCAUUUAUUUUUGUUCUAGUUAUUAUGCUUUCUUGGAAUGUUCUGUAAUUUAAUUGUUACGGAAUAAUGUUUUUAUGUUUAUUAUAUAGCUAAAAGAAGAUUCUCCCAGAGACUUUCUUUAUCUUUUAUAAUCUAAUUUAUCUCCUCCUUAUUUAUUUAUUUUUUUUUUAAAUUUAUUUAUCAUCAUAAUUAUUACUAUAAUAUUUUGUGGGUUAUUUUUUUUCUGUUUUAUUUUUUUUGGUACCUCCCUAUUUCUAAAACAUACUUACAUGCAAUAUUUACAAAACUGUAAAGAAGAAAAUUGUUCUCAGCUAAUGUAAAAAUUCAAAUGAAUUUUUCCCCCUUUUUUGUAAAUUUGUAAAGAAAGUAUCAAGAAACUGCUUUUGUAAAAAUAUUUUGUCGUAGAUGAGGAAGUCUACUCGAAUAUUAUUUUCUUAUCAAACUGUUUCGAAAUUAUUUUAAACUAAGUAUAUAUAAACAAUAUAAGAUCUCAAGUUUAAAUUAAAAGUUAGUUUUAGUCGCAUUUUGUAAUUAUGUACGUAUUUUCAAGUAUUUUUGCGUAUUUAUUUUUAUGGUUCUUCGUAGCAGUAAGUAAAGAAUUAUUUUCACGAUGUCGAAUGUACUCACGUUGUAUAAAUUUGCGUCUUACCGUAACUCAUGAUAGAUUUUCUGCUCUUAAUUGUUAUGUUGCAAAAAAGGCCAUACCUAAUUAAUCUCAGAAAAUAUUAAAAAUCAAACUUUUACGCCAGCAUCCAAGUUAGUGUCAGUGUUAAAAUUGUUCUAUUCAAAUUUAAUAUCCAUUUUCCCUGAGUUUUAAAAUAGGUUUGUUCCAACUUUAUCUUUUCCUAUGAACUUGUAAAUUGAAGUAGGUUAUUUCCUGAAACCAUUUUCAAUUUCCUCGAGGCUUACUUAAAAGAGUCUUGCCAUUAUCUUUGCAUUUUGCUCAGACUCUUGCCUUUGUACUGCGAUGCUGCUAUCUACCCACUCAGUUUUAGACGGUAACAGCCCUCCAUUUCUUCUAUUUUUUACGCUGUCAAACCAAAGAAUAUUCUGUCCUUAUUUAUUCUUAUUUUGUUUGUUUCCAAACUUGUGUAAAUUUCUUCCAACCGUUUACUCAGAAGUGAUUUUCUUUUCUAUUCCUAUCUAAGAAGGAAUGUUCUUCGAAUGAAUUUCAUUUACAUAUCGCGUAAAGGUUUUUUUUCUAACCUUUGUAGUGGCAUCAGCUUUUUAUGUGGAUAUCAAGCUUGUUUACAUGCUAUUUUGGGUGGAAAAUGGCCAUCUGAAACUGGGAAAAUACUCUUUACCUCUAGAAGGCAGCAUUGACCAUAAAAUCAAAAGAAAUGCCCUCUGGAUGUCAAAAUUGUAGGAAUUUUGAUUUUUGCUGGUUGGCACCUUGCCAAUUUUUCAAGAAUUAAUAAUGAGAACGAAAAAUUCUACUUCAUUUUGUACCAAAUAAAAUCCUUCUUAUGGCUCUCUACUAUUUAUUUUUUAAUCUCCUCAGCUUGCAGCCUAUUUUCAAGUAUUAACCAGUCUAAUUUCUGAUCUAUUUCGUAUUUAAUCAUGUAGGGAAGACGAGGGCGUCACCCUCCAGUUUCCAGUAAAGAUGAAGGCACUGAAAGGAUCAGAAGAUGUUAGACAUAUCUCUAAUGCAUCUUUUAGAUGCUUGGUACAUUUAUUAUUUAUUUUUGAAGUACUAAUUUUUCUUCCUUCUCAAGUUGUCACCCUCCGGCUAAAGUAUCACAAGCGCCAUUUGUGCCUAGACGCCAUGUCUAAAUUUCUCAAACUCUUCCAAUCUUUUACGAGAGAACUAAUGGACAGGAUCACUUGAAAGUUUGAUUUAUUUUGUUAUCAAGAUUGAUCCCUGAAAUUUUCAUGGGAGUUUGUGCAAAAGUUUUGAAGAAAAAAUUAAUACAAUACUGAGAUGUCCAGUAACAUUGCGUCCAAGCGUUAAUGGUGCCUGUGAUAUACUUAGGGUGGAGGGUGAUUCUUAUUUUUCUAUGAGUAACUUAUCAUGUGAUGUAAUGAGUAUAAAAAUAUUCUGUGUGAAGCAUUUUUUUUUAACUUUUUAAUUCUUAUCUUAAAACUUAACCAGUUACCUCUCAUGUGUUUCUGAGUACCUACCUAUUCGAGACUCCUGCGAACCUCCUUUGAAAAUCAAGAUUAUGUACAAUGAUUGAACUUUACCCGCUACAGUAUUACUUUUAUUUUUUAUCUUGGAGAUGCUAAAACUGUUGUUAUUUAAUGCAUUAUUAGGUACCAUUUGUUUUUAGUAGGUAUAAUGAAUUGAUUGUGCAAUCAAAAGCGUCUUCUAGAACGACAGCGUUCAAAAAAAUUCUUUUAAUACUUGUACCUACUUCUUUCAUUGUAUUUCAGUGGGCCAGUUGAGCAAGUCACAGAAUUGUGUUCUAAUGAUGGAAUUUAGAGACCAGCAAAAAAUGGAAAGGCUUUUUAACACAUAGUUUCUACAUCCGAUAUUGAUGGUGAUAUCGUUUUGAUGAUAAAACUGCAAAAAUGCGUAUCUCGGUUUCGGUGUUUCAAAAUCACCACUCCUGUUUUGUUUUUUGAAAGAAGACCUAAUCAUCAUCAUGGCUUGAAAUUCUUACAAAAUAUUUGCCACUCAGAGAAGAAAAAUUACUGAAGUUAACAAGAGAUGAUUAGUAUUCCAUGAAGAAAAUAAAGUAUAGUAAGUAAAGUAAAAAGGUAAAUAAAUUUCCGUAGAAUGAAGUAUGACAGAAAGUCUACUAUGUUGCAAACUGAGAUGGGCGUUUCUGCAGUUUCAUCAUCGAUUUGUAGGAGAAUAUAGUAAAUAAUAUAAUCCACCAGGAAUAUGCGUACCAUGUUUCCACUAGCCUUGUUUUAUUAACGUUGCACUUUUGAUGUAUUCUUUCAAAGAGCGGUGUCUCCCCAUCAAAAUUGGAUGCAUAUAACUCUUUUACAUUGUCUGCAAAUUUUAUAUCUUUGUCUCUUACAACUGACCAACUGACUCUGGCUUCGAUCUGGAUUUGCUUUUCACCAAGCAACUAAUCUAUUCAGUCCGAUAACAUAGACUUUAAUGUCGACUUUUUCUACAACAUUCAUGAGCCUCCAUAAUCUUGUGUUGUAACGCCGUAAUAUAUUACUAAUGGUCCAAGUUCAAAUUUUUUUCUGAAACCAAGAAAUGUAAGAUUUGCCCUGUAACCGAGUUUAACUGUGGUUUUUUCCUCCUUUUAAAUUUUAACAUCAGUCAUCGUAUUUUGAAUAAAGAUUUUCUGGAAGGCAUUUUGACCAUCGUUAACACACUUCAUGUUUCCAAAAAUGUAAAAUGCAUUUUUGAUUUAAGCCACCAAUGUGUCAAAUAAGCAAGAUCAAUGAACUGUGAUAAACUGAUAUAUAAUACAACCUAUUGCUAUACGCCAUGUUUUCCUGCGUACCUAGCUGUGUCCUGGAAGAUAAUAUUCCAUUCUUUCUUAUCUGAUCGAAUAUCUUGUGGCUAAGUUUGAAACAUAAAAUGUAAUAGUUGCUCAUCUGUGUUUCCAUCACAUAUAAAUGGAGAAAUGGUAACUUUUCUUUUUGUUCUGCUGGGAAGGUUUCAUUGACGCAAGGUAUUUUUAAAAGUUACUGGUCAGUAAUAAUUCUUCUCUAAGUCUGAAAAUAAAAAAAGGAACACUAAGGCUGUAUUGUACAUACUUAAUUCGAUUUUGUGAUUCUUUAUCAUGUACCGACAACCUCAACUCAUUAAUUAUUGGUUCACCUGUUGCUCGGUUUUGAAAAUUUAGCACCCCCAGAGACGGUGUACCAUUAUGUGAAGAUUUUCUCAGAUCCAUCAUGAAGCGUCAUGGAUACACUUGUACAUAUGUAAUAAAUAAUUGUAUUUAUUUAGUUAAUAUCUACCUCUAAUGUUAAUUAAAAUUUAUCAAGGACUGAAUUUAACAAGAUCUCUAUACUAUGAAUGCUUUGUAGAUAAUGAUUAGUUCAGUUAUUAGAGUGUAUUAAACGAAAGUUUGUUCAUAAUAAAUUCAUCCUAAACUCGUAA